AUGCUCCGCCACAAAGUCAUCGCACUGUACAAAGAACUCCUCCAUCUCGGACGCGAGUACCCAGCAGGCCCGUCCUUCUUCCGUGCCCGCCUCCACGCCGCGUUCGCUGCAAACGCCCAUCUACGCGAUGAAGCGGAGAUCCACCGAGCAAUCCAAAAGGCAGAAUAUGUCAAGAGGGAAAUUGAAGCAUUGUGA
Messenger RNA from Penicilliopsis zonata CBS 506.65, 195 nucleotides. RefSeq lists its product as hypothetical. NCBI's taxonomy places the organism in Eukaryota, Fungi, Ascomycota, Eurotiomycetes, Eurotiales, Aspergillaceae. Gene Ontology annotation, cellular component: mitochondrion. Gene Ontology annotation, biological process: respiratory electron transport chain. The coding region runs from base 1 to 195 and encodes 64 amino acids. The record is from RefSeq and is a predicted model, not a curated record. The transcript has 3 exons.